AUGAAGAUUUUAUUAUUUUUUAUUCUAUUAAUAUUGUUGGUAAAUUUCAAAGAAUGCAAUUCUCAAGAAUCAUCAUCAUCAUCAGACGAUCAAGGAGAUAACUCAUUUUGUAUUGGUAAAACUGCAUACGAAUGUAUGAGUUCAGGGGCAUGUUGUGUUUGGUGUGAAGGAUUAAUCAAUGGAACCACACCAUCACCAUCAGAAACACCAACACCAACACCAACACCAACACUAACUCCAACACCAACACCUUCUAACACUACCGGGUCCUGCCAUUUCAUUCCAGAGAUAACCACUUGUUCCGAUAUGAAAUUUGAAGUUUGUGCAAAUUAUAACAUAACUCAAUGUACAUGUAAUUUUAGAGGAAGUAAUUCAAUAUCAAAUUUCAAUUCCAUUCAUCUCAGUUAUUUAGUUUUUUUAAUUAUUUCAAUUUCAAUAUUUUUAAACCUUAUUUAA
This is a messenger RNA of Dictyostelium purpureum, 456 nucleotides long. RefSeq lists its product as uncharacterized. The transcript has a single exon. Lineage: Eukaryota; Evosea; Eumycetozoa; Dictyosteliales; Dictyosteliaceae. The record is from RefSeq and is a predicted model, not a curated record. The coding region runs from base 1 to 456 and encodes 151 amino acids.